AUGGCACGGUCCGGAUCUUCAACGCCAGUGUCUUCCCCUACACAGGCAUAUUUAUUUCUUUACAACUUGGUAUCCCUUGGGCUCUGGGGUACUCUGACUUUCCGCCUAUUCUCUUCACUCUUCCGAAUAUACAAUGGCAACCAUGGGGGUCAAGGUGAGAUAGUGGCAGGAAUUUUCGUUUAUCUCUUCCCACUGCUUCAGACGACUCAAUCCCUUGCUGCUCUGGAGAUCCUCCAUUCCUUGUUCGGGCUUGUUCGAGCUUCUGUGAUGACUACGGCCAUGCAGGUAGCCAGCCGGCUAUUACUAGUAUGGGGAGUGAUGUAUGUCUUCUCGCCGUUUAGCCCUACCCUACCUAUCUUCGAAUCUGCGGGUACGGGUUUGAAUAAAUAUUUUCUCCUCGGACAUGGAAUGAGAUCCGCGCAAUUAAGCGAUUGGGGAUUCAUCGGGUGCCUGUUUGCCUGGGGGGUUACAGAGUGUAUUAGAUAUGGCUUCUUUGUCUUCCAGAUCCUGGGACAGGGUAUACCCAAGGUUAUCCUCUGGCUGAGGUUUGUAUCACUCCCUCCAGCUAUCAAUAACGGGCAAUACUGA
This is a messenger RNA of Microsporum canis CBS 113480, 588 nucleotides long. RefSeq names its product Phs1p. Gene Ontology annotation, cellular component: endoplasmic reticulum membrane. The coding region runs from base 1 to 588 and encodes 195 amino acids. Lineage: Eukaryota; Fungi; Ascomycota; Eurotiomycetes; Onygenales; Arthrodermataceae. Gene Ontology annotation, biological process: very long-chain fatty acid biosynthetic process; fatty acid elongation; sphingolipid biosynthetic process. The record is from RefSeq and is a predicted model, not a curated record. The transcript has a single exon. Gene Ontology annotation, molecular function: 3-hydroxyacyl-CoA dehydratase activity.